AUGAGUGUGAUAAGUGACGAGAGUGAAAUGGAUUUAGAGAAGUGUGUGCAGACGUUUGAAGAGGAAAAAAUAGAACUACCAGAGGACAGUUCUGGUGGAAAGUUGACAUACUUUCUUGCCCCAUAUUUCUUCGAGAAAACAUGGUUAGAUGACAUUAUCGCUUCCCUUUCAGCUGCAUUUUUGUCACCAUCGCUUGUACGGUUGCCUUACUUUAUUAUGCGCGACUUAUAUGAUGAUCCAUUUGAAACAAAACUUUCAGACAUAUUUUCUCCCUUAUUGAUGAUCAUUCAUUAUUUCCUAUGCUUUACGUUUUCUUUUUGGAACUUCAUCGACAAUAGGAAAAAGGUUAAUAUUGAGAAAAAAGUGCUCCAACAAUUAUUGAAGGAAGUGGCUGAAAUGGACCUGACCGGGGAUCCAGUAGCUUGGCAAAGAAUUGCAUCUAGAGUUAAUCACUUUUCUAGAGAGACAGGAUAUCGGUAUUCCCUGUUUUGCAGUGGGGAACAUUGUAUGCGCUUUUUUGUGAGAGAAAUAGUAAAACCAAUAGAAUGUCAGACGUACGACAUCAGGUGUUAUUUGGAAGGAAGAAUGUGUGUGAAUUUUUGGAAAAAUCCACCAGAUAAGGUGCUAGUUGAGAGAGCAGUUGCGAAUUAUAACAAGAGCGUUGAGAACUUUGGAGAGUUAUCACAUACGGCAGAAAAAGAUAAAUUUAGAGAUGGUAUUUUCGAAAAGUUUCUCAAUAUUUUCAGCACCUCAAUACUUUAUUUGGGGGCAAUACAUUCUGCGUCCUUUGUGGUUAUGUACCUGACCUACAUUAUCUCGAUGAUUUCUUGUGCCAUUUUUGAUUCAUUCACUGCCCCUCAUUAG
This is a messenger RNA of Zygosaccharomyces rouxii, 864 nucleotides long. RefSeq lists its product as uncharacterized. The record is from RefSeq and is a predicted model, not a curated record. Bases 1 to 864 code for a protein of 287 amino acids. NCBI's taxonomy places the organism in Eukaryota, Fungi, Ascomycota, Saccharomycetes, Saccharomycetales, Saccharomycetaceae. The transcript has a single exon.